GAAAUAUUGCAAAUGGCGGCGUCAGUAGCAACGAUUACUUCAAGAGAAAUGUCACGUAUUAGCUGCCUUUGAAGUUAUCCAUCUAUAAUAGUGUACAAUAGUGUACCUCCUUUAUAUGACCACAGUCUAAACAAGGGAUAGGAUGUAGAUAGGGUUUGUAAGAGGACAAUGCUGAAACAAGGAGUGGUGCAAGAAAAGUUAUCCGAUCUCACCUCCAUGAACCAGCUACCACCACUCGGAACCCUGCCACAAUGGUCAAGAGUGAACACAUUGAACAGAGGGGGCUACCCAAAACCAUUCACUAAAGAUAAACUGACGACGGUAUCAGACAAGCUGGGUGGGGAGGAUGGGGAAGAUCGGACCGUGGAUCUGUCCGAGCUCAACCCCGUCCAGCGCAUACACCACCUAGAGCGAUCCAUCCAGUUCCUGCGCCAACAACACACCGAGGUGCUCAAAUCUCUACAUGAUGAGAUUGACAAUCUCAAGAAACAAAACAAUGACCUACAGUUCAAGAUAGUUAUGUCUCAAAAGCAGCAGCAGCAACAGCAACAUCAGAGUGGAGGAGUUGUUACUACCAGUGCCAGCAGCAGGCGCAGUCGGACAGGCAAGGAGGGUCGCUUUCUAGAGAAAGAAUCAUCAUCUCUGUCCAUUAAGUCCGGAACUUACUACAAUAUCAAACUUGACAGUGCCUCAAGAGGAGAGGAAAAGUUGGAUGAGUUGAAGAUAAUCUUCCUUGAGGAGGAGAUAAAGGAGCUGAAGCAUGCACUACGCGAGGCUCGCAACAGGAACGCCUACCUCACACAGCUCAUUGAGCAGAACGAGGACAUCAAGAAAAAACAGUCUCACACAAUAGAGACAAUGAAAGCCCAGCUGUCUCACGGGAAUGCUGCAAACCUAGCUGAGCAAUUGACGUCGGGAGGCAGCCUGUUCAAUGUUGCCGGGGGUCGCCAACCCACUCUUGCGGAGUGCGAGGCAAUUAUACGUCGCCUCCAGCAGAUCAAUGGGCAACAACAGCAUGAACUGGACAACCUUAAGUCGGACCUACGUGAUGUUUUGUACUCUCACAAGUGGACGCCGGAUGCCUACCUUCUUGCCAAGGCCUAUGUCACAGAGGAGGACCAUUCAGGGAAAGAAGCAUCAGGGGCAGAUAAAUCUCUACCCAAACUGCAGAUGAAGAAUCCAUCGAGAAAACUGACUACUAUAGACAUUGAAAAACAAAUAAUUGACCCAGAGAUCGCAUACAUCCAGCGAGACAGCGUAAACCUUCCCGCCCUGAAGCAGACGGUGAGCAACAAGGCCAUCGAGCGUAAGAAGCGUUCACAGAUUUUGCAGAAGGCACGCUUGAAGAAGGAGGUCCUCCAGUAAAUGUUUACAAGUCACUCAGAGACUUUGGAGUUUGUUUUAAGUCACAAAAUUUGUUCUUUUUUCACUCUCACUUGUUUUUUUAUUUGGAAAAUGUUGCGGCAUUGUGAUUUGUUAAGAACGGUACAUAAAUUGGAGAUUUGGAGAUUGGAGAUUGAAAUUUGAUUGUUAUGAGAGAUGUUUUUAACAGUUUUGGUGGUUUAUGAGUUUGAAAAGAAUAGUUGAAUUGAAAGUGAGAAAUAAAUUCUUCAGAGAAAUGCUUCAGUUUGAAGUUGUUGGUUGUUUUGUUAUGGACUGUAUCUUGUUACGAUUUUAAUAGUUGAAAGACUUUGUUAUGUUAGUGGUGAACAGAAGAUCUAAAAGGGACAUUUUACUUUAAUUUACACUGGAUUGUGGAUCUAAGAAUGUCAUUUUAUUUUUAUCUACACUGGUUUGUGUAAACUUGUGACUUGCAAGGAAUGAGUUCUUUGUUUUAUAAUUAUUUAAAAUGUUUUGUUGUUUUAUUACUUCUUUAUAUGUCAAGCUUUUUAAAUAUGUUUAACACUUCAAAUACUAUUAAAAUGUACAUGUAAAUCAUCUUUAUCAUUUAAAUAUGCAUGUAUGUUUUAAUACAAGACCAUACAUUUCAUACUUGUUAGGGAUUGUACUGCCAAUAAUGUGAAUAGAACUCUUUUUACACAUUUUAGGUGCUAGAUUGUGUAUUUGAAGUAAAUAGGAGUUAUGAGUCAAGGUUUUCUUAUUUUAAUGCAAGCUUAAAUGCUCAAGGUUUCGAUAUUGUCAUUCAGGUUUCUUCUUUUCAGUUUUCAGCCUCUGAUUAAAAGUGUUCAGUCAUUUUAUGCUUCCUGAAAUGAGAGCAUAUUGUUGCAGUUUUGUCCGUCCUUUCUUCCAUUACAGCCUUGUCCAGAGAAUGACUUAAAAACUGUUGAUGUGAUUUCAGUGAAACUUGACACAUAGUCACAGUCCUAUGUGCAGUGUGCAAGAACCAUUAUCAUUGCUCCAGUCAUUGGUGAUUGUCCUCCCCUUUCAGUUUUACAGUAUCAUUGUCAUUAGUAAGGAAGCUGCCUGUCAGGGCCAUUACUCAAAAAGAACUAAAGGGAUAAACAAAUCUUUGAAAAAAGACAGGUGGCAAUGAGAGGAAGUGCAGAUAAUCCUACCUGCCAUAUUUACUGAAUAAUCUCCCCUGAACUGUAUCUUUUCUACUUAAUUUUAGUCUGAAGCACUACCCCAAAGGUCAUUGAGGUACUGAUUUAAAAAUUUCAUAUACGUAAUAUAUAGUGAAGUGGACAGGAACCAUAGCUCUGUCUUUGGUAUUUUAAGAAUUCAUAACUCCAAACUAUACAGAUACAUCUUAUUGAGAAGGAGUACAGUGCCCUGGAAAUAUAACUAUGUUUUGGGUAUUCAAGAGUUAAAACCCUUUUUUCAUUUUUUACAUCUGAUUUUUGUGUGAAGAAUAACUCCAGAAGUCUUUGAGGUAUCAAUUUUUUGCUUAUGUUUUCUCUCGGGCAUAUUUCUUACGAAUUCCUUUGCUUUUUUAUGAAACACUUAAGAUUCUUCUGUACUUAUUUCAGUGGAGGAUAUGAUUGUGCAUCUGUCCUCAGCAAUGCCUUUGCUUUAUGUAUAACCAGAAGUAAAAAGAACACUUAAAUAUAUUUUUCCAAUUUGCGCUUUCCUUUCCAAAUUUGUACCAUCUUGGGGAGCAUACAUCAUUUCCAAUGAUAGCCUUGUUGUGCACAUGUGUGAUAGUGUAGAUUGUUUUUCCAAGUAAUUGAACAUAUAUUUAAUGUUUCAGGUUCCAUUGACUAGUAUUAAUUUGACUAUUGAGAAAAUAUUCACAGUAACAUAUAUAUAUAUAUAUAUAUAUAUAUAUUAUUAUUAUGUGUAGGUGUUUCGACAAAACUUAUAAUGACAACUGAUAUGAAUUUUUUUAUUUUAUUAAUUUAACAAUGUCAUUCCCAAUUCUAAUCUUUCAACAAAAUUUAAAAUAUUUGUUUUUUAUAUGUCUUCUAUUCAAUUUCAGACUUUAUAAUGUUUUGCAGCAUUGAUAUUGUGAAUCAAUAUUUUUGAUCUGUAUUUCCGAAUGUUUUUAAUAAAGUUGUAUAUUUUCUAAUACUGUGAUAAUAGAAAAUUCCAUUGAUUUAAUGAUGUGUUGUUUAAAUUUAAAGUAUAUCAUAGUAACUAUAUAAAUGUCACUUUAAUUAUGUUGUUUUAUAAAGUGUUGUCGUUAAAUGUGUACACCAAGGAUCUGUUUUACUAAUGUACAAUCCUUUCCCACAAAUAAAUAUGCUUUCUGAUGCAUUUGCAGCAGAUGAAUUUUGAAACAUUGUGACAAAGGGAGAAUUUUCUCAAUAUGACCAAUUUCUUCUUUUUCCACAAAGUUUUUGAGCUGUUUGUCAACUUCAUCUACUUCAGAUUUGUUAUAUGUGGGAAAGGGAUUUUAGUGAGUUGUUACCUGAGAGAUAGGGUCCAAAGACAUUGAGUUUAUUGCUGAUUUUUUAAAUGAUUUUAUUACUUAACACACAUGCUAUAUAAAACCGAACAUCAGACUGAUCUUCAAACUUGGUAUUAAGCUUUUAAUAUUAAGCUUUUGAUAAUGAGAAUAAUUUAAGUCUGGUCUUUUCUGUGUGUAUAGAAUGUCGAAAUGUAAGUUUAUCAUUUUAUAUAAAUACCUAUAAUGGAAAAUGUGAAUGGGAUCCAAGUUAGCAUGAAAAAUCAACAACCCCAGCUCUGGUAUUCAUAAAACAUGUGAAGUCAUUUCCUAUAUUCCUAUUUAAGUAGCUCACUCGCUAACUGAUAUAAUCUUUUCAUAAUGGCAUAAACACUUUAUUUUCAUAGACUGUAAAGAUAAUCUAUACUUAACUUUGAUCUAAUAAAAACACAUAUAAAUAUCAUUAAAUUUGACUACGAGCAUUUUAGGAAAUCAUCUCAAGUAAGGAAAUGACAUCAGCAGCUUAGUUUUAUUUAACUGGUUACCUUUUUGGUCUGGUUAAAGUAAGCCCAAAACAUUGAUUGGUCAAUAUUUAUCCAAUAAGGGCUGUUCACCAAUCAAUUACUUUUAUUUACAAACUAGCCAAAAGAUAACCUGUGUGUAACUUACUCAGUUUUAUACAAUUGACGGAUGGUAAUUUGUUUGGUUAAGUACAAGUCAGCCAAGUUUAUGGAAUGACCAGUAUUUAUCCAAUAAUUGUUUUUUAAUUAAUCAAAUAAUUUAUUUGUGAAAUCUGGCCAAAAGCCUGUGGACAGCUUCUCAAAGUUUUACACAAUUGGCAGCUGAUGAUUUAUGAAUACCGGCCCUGAUGUUGGAAGAUUAAAUGAAUGUACCAUCUGAAUGUGUACAUGUAGCAGAAACAGCCAAGUACAAUAAAUGUCUCAAGCUAUGUAACCAGACACCACAGUGUUUGUUCGAUGGGAAGUUUUGCCUGAAAAAGUUGGGGUAUUUUGGGGCUAAUUGUUAAAAGCAAAAAAUAAGGGGCUAAAAAGGGUAAAGAUAUUUCUGCUUUAUCUGGAGUUUUGUUUUAAUCUAAGUCAGUAUAUUUAUACUGUACAUUAAUUAUCCACCUUUUAAUUUGUCACCUCACUUCUCCUAGACAAACUUCCUAUUGCCAUGCCAUUUGCUAGUCUUAGUUUAGAUGCAAAACAUGUAGUAUAGAGAUAUAUGCGUUGUAAAUCAUAUAAAUCACAAAAUAACGUGAAAGUUGUAAAUACUUCAACUAGGAAAUAAACUAUAACCUUCAGGCAUGUUCAUGUAUCAUGAUUUUGAUUUUUUUCAUAUAAAUUUCGUUCCAAGUCAUGAAGAGUAUAUUUACAUAAUAAACAUAAUUGGAAAUGUUUAUAAAAAUAAUAUUUAAGUAAAUAUUUUGCAAUAAAAGUAUUACAUUAUUUGCAUAGACGUAUUAAAGUUUUAAGCUUUUAAGUUUUAAUGAACAUGAUUUCUCUCUUGAAUCUAAGCAUUGGUAGAUUUAUUUUCUUAAUUACACGUUUAUUUCUGAAAUUUUGCAACAGUCUGGUCUAGCACAUGCAAUAAUAAUUAUCGAUUACACUUCAACAGCUGCCUUUCUAUUUAAUUCUUAAUUAUCUCCAAUUAUAAAGUAUCAUGUUUCUGUGCUGUAUCUAAACCUGUGGUGAUUAUGUGUAUACAAUAUUGUGAUAGUUUACUGUGCAUUUUCAUUUAAUCAAUCUGUUCACAAGAAAUUCCAUUAAAAGAUCUCCCAAAUGUC
Molecule: messenger RNA, 5576 nt
Organism: Mya arenaria
Lineage: Eukaryota; Metazoa; Mollusca; Bivalvia; Myida; Myidae
Product: coiled-coil domain-containing protein 74A-like
Exons: 11
Coding region: 169-1365 (398 amino acids)
Source: RefSeq, a predicted model, not a curated record